CGACGCGAAAAACAAAAUAAACAUAGCGAUAGCGCACGAUUUGAGAGUUAUGAAGGAGACCCAUAUGUGUGUGGACGGGAUGGAGUGCGAAGCUUUAACAGAUCAAUUGCUUUUGUCUGAACAACCAAUCAGUGAAGUUCCUCCUCUUCCUUCCUUGCAAGUUUUUCAGAUGUGGUACAGAUAUGAUUUUUUCUUAUGUUUCUCGCCACCUACUGGGAACUAUUCAAAGGUGACUCCUGAUUCCUGUAACAUAUUAAAUGUGACUGUUGUUGAAGCACAUAAGAUAACAAAAGGAUGGGUUGGAGAUUUAGUUGAUACACCAGAUCCAUAUGUUAUAUUGAGGAUUCCUGGGAGUCCAAAUGGGACAAAAAGGACUAAGCAUUUUAAUAACACAAGUAGUCCCACUUGGAAUGAAGAAUUCACUUUUGUUCUUGAUCCGCAAAAGGAAUAUGAAUUAGAAAUAACAUUAAUGGAUGCAAAUUACACAAUUGAUGAAAAAAUGGGCUGUGAAAAAAUAAACUUAAAUAUUCUAAAUCUAAAUGAAGAAAGAACUGUAAUUUUGAAGUUUGGAGAAGUUACUGAAAUUACUUUAAAAUUAUUUUUAGCUGUAGAUCAAAAUCCAGAUCUGCGAUAUAGUUUAUCCUUAUGUGAGAAAGAAAAAGAAUUCAGAAAGAAUCGACUGGAAUUCAUAAUGCAGAGCUUAGCAAAUUUGUUUCCUGAAAAUGCCCCCGAGAAAAAGAGUCAAAUACCUGUAAUUGCUGUUAUUGGAUCAGGAGGAGGUUUUCGUGCUAUGACAUCUCUUGGUGGUGCUAUGAAAGCACUUGUAGACACUCAGAUAUUAGAUUGUGUUACUUAUGUAGCUGGUUUAUCAGGAUCUGCAUGGUAUUUAUCUACUCUCUAUUCACAUCCUGAAUUUCCAUUAAAAACACCUGGGGAAUUACUAGAUGAACUGAAAGCAAAUAUUCGUCAUAGUCCAUUUUGGCUUUUGGGACCACGUUGUAUGUACCGCUAUAUCUCAAGUAUUAAAGAAAAGCAUAGAAAUGGUCAACCUGUCAGUUUCACUGACUUCUUUGGACACUUGCUUGGUGAUACUUUACUGAAAGGACGGUGUGAUGCUAGAUUAUCACAGCAGCAAGAAAAAAUUGAUGGUGGCCAAGUACCUCUGCCUCUUUAUACAUGCUUGCAUGUAAAAAGCAAUGUGUCUGCAAAAGUGUUUCAAGAUUGGGUGGAAUUCUCUCCAUAUGAAAUCGGAAUUGCGAAAUAUGCUGCUUUCAUGAAGACAGAACAUUUUGGUAGCAAAUUGUAUAAAGGACGUAUAAUCAAAGAAUUUCCUGAAUUCCCUCUUCAUUAUUUGCAAGGCAUAUGGGGAAGUGCUUUUAGUAUUCUCUUUAAAAGAUUAAUUCAGCGAAGCACGAAAUUAUCAUUAGAUCUCAGUUCCUGUCAUAUUGAAGAAUCAGACGAUGAGGAGGAAAUUUUUUUUGAUGCUGAAGAAGAAUUCCAAGAUGAAGAAGAUACUCUUCGAGAUGCUUUUGAAAAUUUAUAUAAUGAUGAAGCAGAAGAUGCUUGUUCUGAAAGUGAAGAAGAACUUAGUGACAAGAAUGAGGAAAAUAGCCGACAGAAGAUCUGGUCAAGUAUUUUACAUUAUUUUGGAUCAUAUAAAACUCCACCUUUUGUUAGAAAGAAGAAAACUGACUCUCAUCAAAGAAGUAGUUCAGAGAAAUGUGGUAUGCUGAAUCCUGGGUUUUGGAAAGACUUUAUCAAUAACAUUUUUACGAGUUCUGUGUUAGAUACACGGAAAGGAAGAGCUGGACGUGUUUUUAAUCCAUUAAGAGGACUUUCUCUGAUUCCAUGCUUUCCAUUUUCUCCAUUUUCACCUACAUCUCCUAGUGAUAAUACCUUAUUUAAAGGUUUAACUGAGCCUGCACCAACUAAUUCCAAAACACUAUACCUUGUUGAUGGUGGCUUGACUUUUAAUUUACCAUUUCCUCUUCUUCUUAGACCACAAAGAGCUGUAGAUAUAUAUAUUUCAUUUGAUUUUAGCAGUCGGGAACAUGAUAACAGCCCCCCUUUUAAGGAAUUGCUGCUGUCAGAGAAGUGGGCUCGUUUAAAUAAUUGUUUGUUUCCUCCCAUCCAUGAUCUUGCUGCUGAAUAUAUCAAACAUCCACCAAAAGAGUGUUAUGUUUUCAAAGAUCCUGUAAACGAGAUGUGUCCAAUCAUAAUUCAUUUUCCAUUAAUCAACCUAGAUUUCAGGAAAUUCAAAUCGCCUGGCAUUCCUAGGGAAACCAAAGAAGAACUUGAAUUUGCUGAUUUCACUAUUUUUAGUGAUGAUAAGAAAACAUAUUCCAUUUAUAACUUCAAAUAUCCAUCUAAAAAAUUUGAUCGUCUUGUUGAAGUAAUGGAAUUUAAUGUUCUGAACAACAUAAAUGUGAUCAAAGAAAUUAUAGAUGAAGUUAUUUCUCGGAAGAAGAAAAACAUUCCAUUGGCACCACUGGUAUUGAAAGAUCCACCUAAAUCAGAUUCGAAUGAUACAUAAACUGAAGAACAGGUUUCUAUGGGAUCAUUUUUGAUGUAGAAUUAAUAGUACGGUUUUGAAAUGAACUUUUCUUAUUAAUACAUGUAUUUACCAUCUUUAUCAAAUGUAUGCAUGAUUUUUAAACAUGCAUGUGUAAUAAAUUUCUAAUACUAUUUUC
Messenger RNA from Stegodyphus dumicola, 2690 nucleotides. RefSeq names its product cytosolic phospholipase A2-like. Gene Ontology annotation, biological process: glycerophospholipid catabolic process. Gene Ontology annotation, cellular component: cytosol. Gene Ontology annotation, molecular function: calcium-dependent phospholipid binding; calcium ion binding. The record is from RefSeq and is a predicted model, not a curated record. Lineage: Eukaryota; Metazoa; Arthropoda; Arachnida; Araneae; Eresidae.